UUCGAAAAGGACGCCAUUUAAUUAAAGCCAUCAUGCCGGAUAGAUCAGGAGAGAAAUCAAGGAACAGAUCGAGAGAGCGAUCAAAAGAGAGACCUCGAGAAUCUUCUGAUCGUAAAAGGAUUUCCUCUGCAGUUGUCGUGUCGAAAUCUUUCCAAAAAGCUCAUGAUAAAAGAGAUCCUAUCAAAGAGAGAAGAGGCUACAGACAGAGAUCUCCAGAUAAUGACCGUGAAUCUGACAGAGGAGGACAGAGACUCCGUAUGGACCGCGAUGAGAAUAGAAGAGAACAUAGAAAACAGAACAUAAGCGAGCGACUUGGGCAACGACCUAGAAAAACUGAUUCCCAAGGCGAACGGGAAGACAACGAGGAUCCCAGCGCAACUAGAUGGAAACAGAGAAAUGAGCGUUAUUCUCAACAAGGUAGAGGUGCAGCUUCAAAUCCAAACAGACGCACAGUGUUUGACCGCCUAGACUCAGGCCCACCUCGAGAUAGAAUGUCCAACAGAACUCAGCAAGGUGGAGGGUCCUGGGACCAGAGGAUGGUUGAAGUUGAUGUCAAUCCACAAGAUGUGCCUCGAGGGAAACGUUACUUCAUGCAUGAUGAUCGUGAAUUACCUAGACGGCAGAAAUCUGACAGAUCGAGAGCUCGUUCAAGGAGUCCAUUGUGGGUUCAUGAUAAGUUUGAUGACCUUGAAACAGAUGAGGUUAAGGAUGAUGAAGAAGCAGCUCAUGAUGAUGAUGAUGAUGAUGGUGACGAUGAUACAGAGAUGCAAGACAUGCAAGUCUCGCAUGUGCAGGAAAGGGAGCGGUCCAGGGAUGGGCCCAGGCGUAGAGAAAAUCAGCGCCGCAACUAGCCUUUCCAGUAGGAAGCCAGUCUCCUUGAUAUACAUGUAUUAGUUCCACAAAAGGUUACAUAGAACUGUGGGGUCAGUUGAAUGACUCCAUUUAAGGACUCACCCUUGGUCCUGGAGGGGCUAAACUCCAUUCUUAGAUACAUGUCCCUUUCCACUUUGUGUAAGGGAACAAUGAAAACACAGAUCGUGCUGCUAGACUCUGUUGUCUGACUUGCAAAACUUGUGUUGCUCACGCUAAUGGCGCUUUCGUAAAAAGCUACACUCCACCAACAUCUUUCAGUGAUAUGACAACUUUCUUCCAUUUUAAUCAUGUUUUGUAACCAUCCAUCGUAUAUUUUUGGAUGUGAAGCACUUUUAAAUUUCUUUGUAGGACGUUUCUUUAAAUAAUAAUAGUCAAUAUUCAAUUCUUAAAAAAAUGAAACUUCAUUCCACA
Molecule: messenger RNA, 1284 nt
Organism: Stylophora pistillata
Lineage: Eukaryota; Metazoa; Cnidaria; Anthozoa; Scleractinia; Pocilloporidae
Source: RefSeq, a predicted model, not a curated record